AUUUUAUGUUGCACAGUCUGUUGCAUAGCCAACUAAGCAUGAACAACUUGAAUGUAAACAUUGAUUUUACAAGUUUCAUCUGACAAUGGAUUUUACGCCAGUAGACCACAAUAUAUAGUGCAAUAUAUAUUCCAGUCCGUCAUUAUAAAGGGAAAGAGAAAGGCAGCGCGGGUUAAAGAUGUUCGACGCCCCUGCAAUCAACACUAAGACUUUUAGAAUCUCGCGUGAAAAUGUACAACUGGCCUGCAUUGUUUGUACAUUAGGUUUAGGCAUUCUAGUUAUCAUCGAUUAUCAAUCGAAAUUACUGAGGUAUGACCAAAGAAGUUCUAACAGUUUGUUCCUUGCUUUUUUUAUCGGAUUUUUUCACUAUAGCUUUGGGUCUAUGACCUGGUUAAAAUCAACAUAUCAACUACAUGGAAUAAGUGAUUUCUAUUUUGAUGUCUAUACAUUCCCCGUCGUGUGUUUCUUUUUUACAUUCGCAGUGAUAUGCACCAAAGAAUACCCAGGAGAAUUCCGGAAAACAACAUUUGCAUAUGUAGUUUACAUUUCCAUAUUUUUGCUAGCAGUUUUGGGAAUCGGGGUUGUUCGAAACUCCAGUAACCAACCUACACACGAUGAUGUUAUGUUGAACACAUCUGACAAGAUUUUUAAUGAUGACCUUCGAAAAAGUAAAUGUGGGAUGUAUGCCGAUAUGUUCACAAUAUUAGUCUUGAAAUGUUAUACCUCAUGCUUUUAUUACGUUUUUGAGUAUGUUUUUAUCUAUGCUACUUUCACGGCGAUCCUGCUGUGGAAUAUACAGGAAAGUGUGCUAAGCGGCAAACAAGGUCAACAUAACCAGCUGUGUAUAUCGUGCGAUAGUACAAUUAGGUUACAGCAAUAUAUCUUAAUGUUCAUGAUGUUUGUUAUCUGGAUAGUGCGACCAACUUUCUGGAUUAUUAACUUUUAUUGCACCUUAUUGCCACAAGAUCUUAUUCCAUGCAUGACACUGUGUAUGUUGUAUCCUCUUUUAUUAUCGUAUUUUCUGUACAAUUUAGUUUAUCAGGAGGAUUGCCUUCAUCAUCGCUGCAAGCAAAGAUUAUAUGAUUUUCAUGAUCCCAAAAAGGAAGAAAAAACGCUUUUAAUGUAACAAUAAUCAGCAUUUUUGUUGAAAUUAAAAAAAAAGUAGUUUUUGAUCUGAUGUUGUAUUUUUACAUUACAUGAAAUACUACGUUGAUACAAAGAAAGCCAAUACUAAACUAUCACGCCAUGUACACCUGAUCACCGAAUAAUUUAAUUAAGAUCGAGGUUAUUGAGAAGUCAAAUCAUCUUAAACUCAUUGAAACUUCAUACCAAGUUUUGUUAAAAUAGUAUAAAGAACACAUCACAUUUAAUUCUGAAAAUUAAAACCGACGAGUCGAACGGGAAUUAUAUGCUGUAUGAUGUAUACGACUGACAUUAACUUCUUAGAAUGAGGUUACAUACCGAAUAUUGUUGACCCUCUAUGAAA
This is a messenger RNA of Mytilus trossulus (common blue mussel), 1486 nucleotides long. RefSeq lists its product as uncharacterized. The transcript is spliced from 3 exons. Lineage: Eukaryota; Metazoa; Mollusca; Bivalvia; Mytilida; Mytilidae. The coding region runs from base 179 to 1126 and encodes 315 amino acids. The record is from RefSeq and is a predicted model, not a curated record.